AUGGACCCCCACAGCACCUCCCGCGAAAAGCUCCUGAUAACCGGCGCGACCGGCUACAUCGGCUUCAAAACCCUUCUCACAGCUCUCUCCCGCGGCUAUAGCGUACUUGCCCUGACCCGAAGAGACAGCGACAUCUCUGACCUCCAAUCCAAAAGCGCUGCUAUCACUGAAUCCACUCGAUCAGGACAACUGAAGUUUGCCGUUGUCCCCGAUUUUCUAGCCGAAUAUGCCACGGAGGAUUAUGAAGAGGAUAUCAUCCGCCCUGCUGUUUCGAUGGUAACAGUGUUCCUUGACGCUGCGAGAAGGGUGGAGAGUGUGAAGAGGGUUGUUGUUACUUCUUCUUGCGUGACCCUCAUCCCCUUCGAGUGGAACUUCAACCCAGAUUCCGAGAGACUCUAUACCGCAACCGACCUGAAUCCCACCCUGAACAUCACCCCAGCCUCUCCCAUGGAAGCCUACUGGAUCUCCAAAGCGCUUGCCCGAAAGGCCAGCCGUGACUUUAUUGAAACCCAUCGUCCUAGCUUUGACUACGUGAACCUCCUCCCCGGCGUGGUCAUCGGUCCCGAUGACCGUCUUACCCCAUCGCCCACGAACAGGAACGUUAAGAGCGAUGAUGUGCUACACGGGACGAGAAGGUCCGUGCUUGCGCCCGUUCUGACAGAUGAUCUGAGUAGUUCGUUUCCUUAUGUGGGUGUGCCGGUGCAUGUGAGUGAUGUUGCGAGGGCACAUAUCGAUGCUGUGGAUCCGCGGAGGAUUCCCGGGAAUCGGGAGUUUAUUCUUGUUUCGGAUGCUGAUGCUGUCGAGGGUGUGGACUGGGAGGAGGGUGUUAGGGAGGUUGUGCGGAAGUACUAUGGGAAGGAGCUUGAGGAGGGUUUAUUUCCGAUGGAGGGGAGGUUGGGGGUGAUUCGCUGGAGGGUUGAUACGGAGGAGACGGAGAAGGUGUUUGGGUGGCGGUUUGUGGGGUUUCAAGAGACUAUCAAGGCCCUUGUCGCGCAGUGGGUUGGGUUGAAGCGGUUGGAGAGGCCAGUGGAGGCUGGAUGCGAGUAG
Molecule: messenger RNA, 1047 nt
Organism: Aspergillus fijiensis CBS 313.89
Lineage: Eukaryota; Fungi; Ascomycota; Eurotiomycetes; Eurotiales; Aspergillaceae
Product: NAD(P)-binding protein
Exons: 5
Coding region: 1-1047 (348 amino acids)
Molecular function (GO): oxidoreductase activity, acting on the CH-OH group of donors, NAD or NADP as acceptor
Source: RefSeq, a predicted model, not a curated record